Molecule: messenger RNA, 1092 nt
Organism: Caenorhabditis bovis
Lineage: Eukaryota; Metazoa; Nematoda; Chromadorea; Rhabditida; Rhabditidae
Source: the annotation of a GenBank genome assembly
AUGAGUAUUUCAUCUAUCCACCAUUUGCAAUUCAUUGUUUCAAACGCAAAACAAUCUGCUUUCUGGUACAGCAGUAAUUUUGGAUUCCAUAAGUUUGCUGAAAAAUUAACUGCGGAUUCGACGAGUAUUGCACUAAAAAAUGGGACUGCAAUUGUUAUAAUCACUUCAUUCAAUGGACCGAAUAAAUAUUCGAAACAAUUGAUCCACCAUGGCGAUUUCAUUCAUGACGUAGCGUUUCGAGUCGAUUAUUUGGAUCCUGUGCUCGAGAAUUUGCGACAAAAUGACAUCAGGCUUCUGAAUCAAGGCGAUAUUGAAACCAAAGAAGGAACUGUGCGGAUUGCUACUCUCUUAGCCGAUGGUAGUGAUGUAACUCACACGCUUUAUGAGUUUAAGAAUUAUCAUGGUUUUUUCCUGCCUGGUUUUUCGCCAUGUGAAGACUUUGAGAUGUAUAGGAAUAUGCCAAGAAUGUCUGCAAUUUUAAUGGAUCAUGUUGUUCAAAACUAUCCUAUCGGUGAAAUGGAAUCGGCUGCUGAAUGGUACAACAAAACAAUGGGAUUGAAACGCUUCUGGUCCAUUGAUGACAAAAUAGCAACGUCUGAGUUCUCGGCAAUGUCUGCUUGGCUACUAGUGAAUGAGGAUCACUCCGUGCAAAUGACAUUGGCUGAAGGAGUCAAAGGACGCAAAGGGAAAAGCCAAAUUGAAGAAUUCAUCAGCUUCCAUGGUGGCUCGGGUGUUCAACACUUUGCUCUUUUGGUAACUGAUAUUAUUUCUGCAGUUCAGCUUAUGAAAUCCAGAAGUGUGGAAUUUUUGACAAUUCCCGAUUCAUAUUAUGAUAUUCUUGAAGAGAGACUCAAGCCAACUAAGCUCAAUAUCAAGGAAGACCUUGAGAUGAUUCGUAAAUUGAAUAUUCUGAUGGAUUUUGAUGAGAAUGGAUAUCUUCUUCAAAUUUUCACAAAACCCGUGCAGGAUCGUCCAACUUUGUUCGUCGAGAUUAUUCAGCGCGAAAACUUUCGUGGCUUUGGAGCUGGCAACUUCAAAGCUUUAUUUGAUGCUGUUGAAUUAGAGCAAGCCAAGCGCGGAACUCUUUUCUAA